Molecule: messenger RNA, 2197 nt
Organism: Rosa rugosa (rugosa rose)
Lineage: Eukaryota; Viridiplantae; Streptophyta; Magnoliopsida; Rosales; Rosaceae
Product: PRA1 family protein G2
Exons: 1
Coding region: 1316-1876 (186 amino acids)
Biological process (GO): vesicle-mediated transport
Cellular component (GO): Golgi apparatus; endoplasmic reticulum
Source: RefSeq, a predicted model, not a curated record
ACAUCAUAGAGAUUUUCAUUAAAAUAAGACAAGGCCUGAAUGACCAUUAUAUAUAUCCUUCAUUCCUUCCGCUUCCGCUUACCAUCUACAGAUGGACAAGAAGUUAUGAUGAAACACAUGAUACAUAUGAUAGGAUCAUUCAUUCAACGUGUCAUGCUCACUUAUCAAAGUAAGCUUAUAUACCAUGAAAGACAUAGUAAAUAGACGAAGCUCCGAAUAUCAGAGUAUUCAAAACCCACUUACGCUCAUAAAAGACUAAAAACAAGCAUAGCUCCCUAAAACAAUAAGGAAUUAUUAGAAACAAAAAAACUAUCUCUCUAAUUAGAAGCCCAAACUGCCAUAGGGAAAAAAAACUAGCCCUAAAGCCCAAGUCAAGCAGCCAACCCAACCUAAGUUCCAUCCUUCACCGCUUUUGUGUAGAGACAUCCACGACUGACCCGCUGCCGUCACAGGACAAGGGACACCACCACCAGAGCCACCAAUGGAACGGUGAUUGUUAGAGUCAAACCUACGCGGAGAGUGAAUCCCAGCACACCAAACCACCAACAAAACGCCUUGAUGCCGACAUCGAUCCGCCACUUGAUGCAAAGUUGGGACAGAGAAGCCCAACCCUACACCACCAUCCCUUGAACCUAUCCUCGAUCUCACCUACCUCAGAGAUGCAUCAAGUCAGAAGACCCAGGUUGUAGUCCACUUUCGUCAACCUUCAUACCAGAAUUCUUCCUGCAGCCAAGAGCGAGCUUUAGAAAAACACAGCCUGUCCGGUAGCAGCACCACCACGUCGCGCGACUAGGGCCAACACAAACGCUGGGCCGCUGUCGGACGAGCACCGCUGGAUUACACUGGAAAUCCGCCUAGGGUUUCUUUCAAGAGUUCGGGAGUUUUUUUUGUCUGAAUGGUUUCUUUGUAUAUAAUUGUAGAUACUAGAUAAUGAGUAGUCAUAGGCAGAAAAGUGAAUUGUAUUUUCCUAUUUUUUUCAUUUUUAUCUAAAUUUUUGUUGUUUCAGUACGUACUUUGACAACUAUGUCUCCGAAGAAUAAAAGUUGGGCUUUAUUAUUAUUAUUUUUUUUUUGAAAAGUUGGGCUUUAUUUUUUAAUAUUUCAAGGUUGUUUUUUUUUUUUGAAUAAAAACAGAAAUUUCAAGGUUGUUUUGGUACACUUAUUCAGUUUUAGCUAAUAACUUCUCUUAAUAAUAAUAUAGCAGUAGUGAUCAAGUGCAGUACCAAGUACUAACCAAUCAAGCCAGGCACAUGUGAAGUUGAAGCGUUGAACAGUAGUUACAAGUCAAACAUCCCAAAAACAACGCAACAUUAAAAAUGUCGCAGCCGCAAACCGCCACUGCGACCUACACGAGCAUCCCCGUCACCAUUCCCGCCGCUGACGUCAUCUCCCGAUCCAUCCAGAACCUUCUUGGCGCCAUCUCCCGCCACCGCCCCUGGCCCGAGUUCGGAUCAUCUCUAAGUCGACCCGACUCCUACUCCUCCGCCCUGACCCGACUCCGCUUCAACUCCCGCCACUUCCGGACCAACUACAUUCUCCUCAUCGGGGUCUGCGGCUUCCUCUCCCUCAUUGGAAGCCCCGGCUGGGUUCUCGCGACAGCCGCCGUCGUCGGGCUGUGGCUGGUGAUCUACUUCUUCAGGGAGGACCCACUCGUGGUGUUGGGCCACCACUUUAGUGAUUGGGCCGUUUUUGUGGGCCUGGUGCUGGUUUCUCUUGCGGUUGUGUGGUUGAGCAGUGGGCUUGGGAAUGUGGUUUUGGGCCUUGGAAUUGGGCUGCUCGUUUGUGGGCUUCAUGGGCUGGUUCGGGAUACCGAAGGCUUGUUUCUCAACGAGAACGAAGCCGCCUCGGCCGGGUUGAUCGGGCCCACACCCGUCUGAUUCGUUUUUCGAAUCAGCAGCAGUUCGUGUUAGUGUGUCGUGAUAUUGUGUCAGAAAUUGUAACUCCUAAUUCAAUUUUUAUCUUUUUUCUUUUUUUCGGUUUCGGUUUGGGUUUGGGUUUCGUGUGCUUGUUAUGACUUGGAGAACAAACAACAAAGAUUUUAAUUUUGCUGUUUGAAGUCCUGGGUGUUUGUGUGUAAUGAACUGAGGUUGACUGAUUGAGGGUGUAAUAAGGUUCAGGGUUUAGGGCUUUUCCCUUGUAAUCAAUCAUUUGUGUAUUCUAUUAUGCAUGGAAUGAAAAAUGAAAUCAAUUUGAUUUGA